GGAGCCGGUCAGAUGCUGCUCAGUGCAGAUCCUGGGAGGAGGGGAGAGGAACAUCUGACAAACACAACUCCACAAAACUUUGGGAGAGAGAAGAACCAGGAGAGAAGAAGAGCCGCAGCAGGACUACAACCACCAUCAUGUCUGAGAAGAUGGGCUCCCUGUUCCGGAGUGAGGAGAUGUGUCUGACCCAGCUGAUCCUGCAGGUGGAGGCCGGGUACUGCUGCAUAGCGGAGCUGGGGGAGCUGGGCCUGGUGCAGUUUAGGGAUCUGAAUCUCAGUGUGAACAAUUUCCAGAGGAAGUUUGUGAAUGAGGUUCGGAGGUGCGAGGCGAUGGAGCGGAUCCUGCGAUUUCUGGAGUGUGAGAUGCAGAACGAUAAAAUAAUCGUAAGAAACCCCGAAAAAUCUCCAGAGACCCCACUACCAAGAGAGAUGAUCAAUCUAGAGACGGGGCUGGAGAAGCUGGAGGGGGAGCUGCAGGAGGUGAACCGGAACCAACAGACCCUGAAGCAGAACUUUCUGGAGCUGACGGAGCUGAAGCAUCUGCUGAAGAAGACCCAGGAUUUCUUUGAGGCCGAAGCCAACCUCCCGGACGACUUCUUCAAUGAGGACACCAGCAGCCUCCUGGAGCUCCGGACCGUCCCCUCCGCCGCUGCCGCCGGCAAACUGGGGUUUACGGCCGGGGUGAUCGGGAGAGAGAGAAUGGCGUCAUUCGAGCGGCUGCUGUGGAGGGUCUGCAGGGGGAACAUCUACCUGAAGUACAGCGAGCUGGACACCACGCUGGAGGAUCCCGUUACGAAAGAAGAAGUGAAGAAGAACGUCUUCAUUAUAUUCUACCAGGGCGAGCAGCUGAAGCAGAAGAUCAAGAAGAUCUGUGAGGGAUUUAAAGCGACAGUGUACCCAUGUCCUGAGUCCGCGGCCGAGCGCCGGGACAUGGCGGCCGACGUGAACACCAGGAUUGAGGAUCUGAACGCGGUCAUAACGCAGACAGAGUCGCACCGGCAGCGCGUCCUGCUGGAGGCCGCGCAAAAUCUGUCCAACUGGAUGAUCAAGGUGAAGAAGAUGAAGGCCGUGUAUCACGUCCUGAACCUAUGCAACAUCGACGUCACCCAGCAGUGCGUCAUCGCCGAGAUCUGGUGCCCAGUGGACGACAAGGAGCGAAUCAAGCGGGCGCUGCAACGGGGAAUGGACCGUAGCGGUUCCACCAUUGCGCCGAUCCUGACCAACAUACCAACCAAAAUGGCUCCGCCCACUUUCAACCGGACCAAUAAGUUCACCUCCGGUUUCCAGAACAUUAUAGACGCCUAUGGGGUCGGGAGUUACAGAGAAAUGAACCCAACCCCAUACACCAUCAUUACCUUCCCCUUCCUCUUCGCGGUGAUGUUCGGUGAUUGCGGACAUGGCGCCGUCAUGUUGGGGUUCGCCGCCUGGAUGCUCCUGAAUGAAAAAGCUCUUCUGGCUUCCAAGACAGACAACGAGAUCUGGAACACGUUCUUCGGGGGCCGGUACCUGAUCUUCCUUAUGUCCAUAUUUUCUAUCUACACCGGAUUCAUCUACAACGAUUGCUUCUCCAAGUCAUUCAACAUAUUUGGGUCGGCCUGGAGGGUCCGCCCCAUGUUCACCAAUGGCAGCUGGAAUGAUGCGUUAAUUCAUCAGAGAAUCGAUCUACAGCUCGACCCCAAGGUCCCCGGCGUCUUCUCUGGGAAUCCCUAUCCAUUCGGGAUCGACCCAAUAUGGAAUAUCGCGAAGAACAAGUUAACCUUCCUGAACUCCUACAAGAUGAAGAUGUCGGUGGUGAUGGGGAUCGCGCAGAUGAUUUUUGGGGUCAUGCUCGGUCUUCUCAAUCACAUAAAUUUCCGCCGACACAUGAACAUCGUCCUGCAGUUCAUCCCGGAGAUGAUCUUCAUCAUUUGUCUCUUCGGUUAUUUGGUUUUCAUGAUCAUCUUUAAGUGGUGCCAAUAUAAUGUGAACAACUCCCAGGAGGCUCCGAGUAUCCUCAUCCACUUCAUCAACAUGUUCCUCUUCAACUACAAUGACCCCACCAAUGCUCCUCUCUACGAACACCAGAAAGAAGUGCAGAGCUUCCUGGUCAUCUUCGCGCUCAUCGCCGUCCCCUGGAUGCUUCUCUUCAAACCCUUCAUCCUGCGAGCCAAUCACCAGAAGCAGCAGCGGAUGCUUCACUCAUCAUCCGCCCCCGAGGAACAAAUCGAGAUCACAGAUAUGGAGAAUGCGCAGUCCAAUCACUCCAAGAAGGAGGAGAAAAAGGAGGAACACGGGCACGGAGGACACGACGACCACGGAGAUGAACACGGUGGGGAGUUUGAUUUUGGGGACAUCUUUGUCCAUCAGGCCAUACACACCAUUGAGUACUGCCUGGGCUGCAUCUCCAACACCGCCUCCUACCUGCGCCUCUGGGCCCUGAGUCUGGCGCAUGCACAGCUCUCUGAGGUUUUGUGGACCAUGGUGAUGCACAUCGGUCUGGCCAGUGCCGGUUACGGUGGCCUCAUUGGUGUAUUUAUCAUCUUUGCCAUCUUUGCCGUCCUCACCAUCGCCAUAUUGUUGAUCAUGGAGGGCCUGUCCGCCUUCCUCCACGCUCUGCGUCUCCACUGGGUGGAGUUCCAGAACAAGUUCUACUCCGGCAGCGGAUACAUGUUCACCCCAUUCUCCUUCCAGCGCCUCCUGGACGGCUCCUUGGAGGAAUAGAAUGAAAUCCGGAUCCUCCAGGAAUCUCCCCACAGAAAAUAAAUUCACUUUAUA
Molecule: messenger RNA, 2753 nt
Organism: Hyla sarda
Lineage: Eukaryota; Metazoa; Chordata; Amphibia; Anura; Hylidae
Gene: ATP6V0A4
Product: ATPase H+ transporting V0 subunit a4
Exons: 21
Coding region: 138-2699 (853 amino acids)
Biological process (GO): vacuolar acidification; proton transmembrane transport
Cellular component (GO): vacuolar proton-transporting V-type ATPase complex; plasma membrane; vacuolar proton-transporting V-type ATPase, V0 domain
Molecular function (GO): ATPase binding; proton-transporting ATPase activity, rotational mechanism
Source: RefSeq, a predicted model, not a curated record